This is a messenger RNA of Plasmodium knowlesi strain H, 744 nucleotides long. RefSeq names its product SICAvar, type I (fragment). The transcript is spliced from 2 exons. NCBI's taxonomy places the organism in Eukaryota, Apicomplexa, Aconoidasida, Haemosporida, Plasmodiidae. The annotation marks the transcript as partial. The record is from RefSeq and is a predicted model, not a curated record.
GGUAAACCAUGUACAGAAGGCAAGGAUGGUAACAAAUGCACUUACCUCAACUGCGUAGCGAAGAAAUGGGGGCAAAAUAGGAAUAACCUACCACCCGGGAACAUGAUUGGUUCCUCCGGCUGGAUCUUAGGGGGCCUCCUAAAAAGCAUGGAGGAGAAGCAGGAUGACGUUGCUACAUACUGCAACCUCGACACCAGCAGCACCACCUGGGGCAGUGACGCCCACGGGAAGGCAAACGAAACCGCAUGCAAACUUGUUGCAGCGGGGCUGCAACAUAUUUCGAGUAUUCAAGAUACAUAUAUACCGAAGAACAGUACGAAUAAUAACCCUUAUGAUAACCAAGAGUAUAAACAAUUAGUUGCUUGUUUAGCGUUAGGUGCCGUCGUAGAGGAAAUGAAGAAGAGGAGUAUAAUUUGCGAUAUAUCGGAAGGGAUAAAUAAAGCAUUUAAAUCAGUGGAGGCCAUUAAAGAGGAUAAAUGCAGGAAUGGUAAACCUUGCAUUGUCUGCAGUUUGGAGGACUAUGACAUACUUAAAGAAUGCCAAACUGGCAGCGGCCAAAAGAACAAAGUAAAGGACAAAUUGGAUUCAUUGCUCACAGGAGAGAAGAAGAACGAAGUAAAUUCCACCCUCCAAGCAAUAACUAAAACAGACGGAAAUACAGGUUCUCUAUGUUCUCGCCUCCAAUGUUUAGCAUCGAAGGUACAAGCACUCACUACCUCUCAGGGACCAUCCAGCAACAGUGCG